GGUGGUUUUAAUGGGCCUAAGAUUAGGCGAGGGUAGAGCAAACGUGAAACAGAUGGCAGCCACACUCAAUCUCGCGGAUGCGCCUGUUCCUGCUUCCUGUUUCCUGGUCGGGGUCCUGGUCGAUCCUGGGGCAAUCUCAAUGCGCGCGGGAAGGAGCAGGCACCCCGGGUCUUUAUUCACUCGCUGUGAAGGGCGUGUUUACAUUCUGCAAGGCACAACCUCUGGAACACAACCUACGCAGCGCUUGCUGGCUGCGGCCAGCUGGCAAAUUCCAGCCCUCGCAGCCCAUGGCAUCAGCAGCCGCCCGCCGCGGGUGCAAACGGCCGUCAGCCAUCUAUUCGAGGAGUCGAGGCGGUGAUGAAAUCCGGCAACGCUGCAUGUGCGCUGUUUGAUGAAGGGUGAUCUGCUAAUUUGGUGCGGGCCGCUGCUCAUUGGUGGUCCCGCCGCCAGGGCAGGAUCGACUCUGGGUUUGGGAAGGCGCUGCCGUGGGGGAGGCAGGUGCUGGCCCGAGCGCGGCAAGGCCCCAUGGCCAUGUUUGACAUAUUCACCGCACCAGCCUCACAUCCCCGAUCCACCCUCGACACCGCAGCGAUCGUGCCGGGGGUCUAGACACAGGCACGCGCGGGCGCGGGACCAUCGCCCUCCUCAAGCAAUUCACAGCUUGCACGCACGCGCUCGGCGCGCAUGCUGCACGACAUUGGGCCCUGUCGGCACGCACUCACUCCUCGCUCCUGUACCGCGCACGCAGCAUUACCGGCAGGACCGUUGUGGCGCUCCAGCCCCAGACCUCGAGCCUGCCUGGCCCGUUGCACGCCGCAGAAAACAACGACAGCUCAUUACCGAGCAUGCGGUGGCACAUGACGAAACGGUGCGCGAAAAUACAUCCCAGGCAGUUCAUCUAAAUUAUUAUACAACUUCCCGCGUGUGCUCAGGAGAGCGGCCCACGAGUCAACAUUCCUCCGAACGGCGGGGCCUGUCCGCGUCGAUGAGUGGAGAGCAUCCAUGUCGAGCGGCAGCUAAGACCAUGCCUCGUGAUCCUGACGGGACGCAAGAUGAACGAUCAUUUGAUUCUCUGGUCGAGACAUUGCUUCUCAUCUUAGUACCAGGGCGCGUCAGUUGAAAGGCCCGAACGAUUGCGCGGCCUCACACCGCCUACCGGCGCGGUCUCUUUUGUGCGUGCACAUUCGCCGCGUUGCACGAAACGUUGACCACUGUGUCAUCCUUUGAAACUUACUUGCCAAAGAAACGAUCGGUAGCACC
Messenger RNA from Paraphaeosphaeria sporulosa, 1260 nucleotides. RefSeq lists its product as uncharacterized. The transcript has a single exon. Lineage: Eukaryota; Fungi; Ascomycota; Dothideomycetes; Pleosporales; Didymosphaeriaceae. Bases 392 to 1120 code for a protein of 242 amino acids. The record is from RefSeq and is a predicted model, not a curated record.